Messenger RNA from Alternaria atra, 477 nucleotides. RefSeq lists its product as uncharacterized. The transcript has a single exon. Lineage: Eukaryota; Fungi; Ascomycota; Dothideomycetes; Pleosporales; Pleosporaceae. The record is from RefSeq and is a predicted model, not a curated record. Bases 1 to 477 code for a protein of 158 amino acids.
AUGCAGCGCGACUUCACCCCAAUCCACAAGCCCAUGGUAUCCUUCGGCUUCGAUCCCUCCGUGCCACUCACGCAAAAGCCCGUAUCCGCGAACUUCUCGCUACCUUCUCCGGCCAGUGUUGCCUUCUCUGGUAAGAAACGCUCUACUACAGUGCAGCCUCUCAAAUCCGCCUACAGCAGUGGUUACGUCCUCCACCAAGAUCCUGCCUUCAGGCGCGACGUACAAGAAUUCUUCGGCCGCGAAUGGCCUACGAGCGAAUCCAUCACAAAACACUACAGCCAGACCGACGUACCACCCGUCUACAAGGCCGCCGAAGACGAUCUUGCAGUUUGGAGGGCAGGCUCUAAGGCUGGAGGCGGGAUGAAAGACGGCGGUAAAGAGGGUAAUAUGGAGGACAGGGUCAAGAGUGUGGAGAGCGCGUCGCGAGAAAGCUUACUGGAGAGGCUGCGCUACAAGCUGUUUAACGGCUCACCUUAG